AGAGGAGGAAAGGGGGAGGUUGAGAUGCUCGUUUCAACACCGCGGACAGCUCCCGAUAAAAGCAGCCAGCAGCACGGGUCGGUCCUCUCUGCUGCUUUGGAGACGAAAAAAAGAGGGGAAGAAACUGAAAAAAGAAACCUAAACUGAGAUUUUAGCACCUCCGGAGGACAGCAAAUAUUUCCCAAGGAGGGAGGUUAGUUUGGAAUCAGCCCGGACCAGGCGACAUGUCUGUGGUGACAAGCUCCAGACAAAAAUCAUUCGAGGACUGUGUGCAAUCUCUGCGAAGUUUAUCACCCCUGAAAGACAUUUCUUCGCCUCUUUCAGUGCGUCUCCACAGCUUCUGAAGAUCUUUUAGGGAAGUUAAAGAGAAAACAAAUAUCGUGUUGGACUAAAAAAAAAAGUUUUUCUUUUUUUUCCGAAUUUGUGUGGAGAAGGAUUUAUGUUUGUUGGAUUAUUGAGGCACAAAAAAAGCAGGCUUCUGUUUUCACUCAGGCUUGUUUCUGCGUCCACCACUUCCCCGCGUAAUGCUCUUUUUUCCCGAGAGCGAUGGGAGUCCUGCAGUCACUAAUGUGAGCCUUUGAUGCGCCCGGAUACGUCUUCUCUUCCCUCUACACUGAUAUUUUUUCUUUCCAAGUUACCCAUCUCUGGCUUUUUUUUCCCUUUUAGCUUCACAUCUACAGAGGAACACACCGGACUGCCAUCCCACCCUCCUCAUUUUCCACAUCUGCUACAGACUGGUAGGUGGCCAUGGAUGAAUGAAAAAUGAUUAUUCAGAUUGCCGUGAGAUGAAGUUGGAGGCCCUGUGUCAGAACAAUACAGGACACAGCUCGGGCAACUUUUGAUUCUUUUUUUUUUUUUUUGGUAAGACUUCGAUCGAGGUGUGUUUGUAGCUGUUCAUGACGGAAACGAUGGCGCUGAGUGGAAACUGUAGGACUAACCCCAAAGAGCAGGCUUCAGUUCAGAACAGUUUCCCAGAUGUUGUUGAAUUAAACGUAGGGGGGCAGGUGUAUUACACGCGUCACUCAACUUUGGUGAGUACCCCGAAUUCUCUACUUGGCAAGCUGUUCGCCAGAAAAGACGCAUCCAAUGACUUGGCCAGAGACCCCAAAGGUCGUUAUUUCAUCGACAGAGAUGGCUUUUUAUUCCGGUAUGUGUUGGACUACCUGCGUGACAAGCAAGUUGUCCUUCCGGAUCACUUCCCGGAGAAAGGAAGGCUCAGGAAAGAGGCGGAGUACUUCCAGCUGCCCGACUUAGUGAAGCUCCUGACCCCCGAGGACAUCAAGCACAGCCCGGAUGAUUACUUCCACAGCGAUUACGAAGACGGCUCCCAGGGCAGCGACCACCGGCAGUGCCCGCCACCCUCUUUGGUCCCCGCGGAUAGAAAGAGCGGCUUCAUCACGGUGGGGUACCGGGGGUCGUGCACCAUGGGCCGAGAGAGCCAGAGCGACGCCAAGUUCAGGAGGGUACCUCGGAUACUAAUAUGCGGCAGGGUGGCUCUUGCCAAAGAAGUGUUCCAGGAGACUCUGAAUGAGAGCCGGGACCCGGACAGGACCCCGGACCGGUACACCUCCCGGUUUUACCUGAAGUUCAAGCACCUGGAGAGGGCGUUUGACAUGCUGUCGGAGUGUGGUUUCCAAAUGGUGGCCUGCAACUCAUCAGUGACUGCCUCGUUUGUCAACCAGCACACGGAGGACAAGAUCUGGUCCAGCUACACAGAAUACGUUUUCUACCGUGGUCCAUCACGUUGGUCCUCCCCUCCAUGUGACUGCUGCUGCAAGAACCAUAAAGGGGAUGGCGAAGGCGAGAGCGGCACCUCCUUCAACGACCUCUCCACCUCCAGUUCUGAGAGCCAGUCGGAGGCCAGCUCUCCCCAGGGAACAGUCAUCUGCGGCCCAGUCAGCCGCCAGUCCCACCCCCACGCCAACGUCCAAACCCUGGACAGGCCGCUGAAAAAGGGCCCCGUCGCCAUGCUCCAGCAGUCCGAACAACGGCGAAAGAGUGACUUGCUGCGCACUCUAACGGCCAGCUCCCGUGACACCAGCACCUGCAAGAAAAGGCCCGCGAAGGAGAAGCUAACUGUGGAGGAGGAGCUGGAAAAGUGCAUUCAAGACUUCCGCAAGAUCAAGAUCCCCGAGAGGUUCCCUGAGAGGAAGUACAUGUGGCAGGCCGACCUGCUGAGAAAGUAUCGCCUCUGAAGCAGGAAAUAGGACAGAGGGAGCAAACACGAGGCCAAGGAUCAGUUUGUUUUUAGAUCAAAACUUUUGCAACAAAAGAGAGCUAACACUAAACUCGUUCAAAUCAAGUUUCUGGGAGAAACCUCACCUUCAUGCCAGUAGGUUGAAAGUCUACACAGAAGCUAGAAAGAAUCCUAAACAACAGACUGUUCUCUUAUUGACGUAUGUAGUAUGUAUGCGUGUGUAUGUAGUUUAGGCCUACUGUAUGUACUGUAGGUAUGUGCUGUAGCUUGCUGAAUGCUUCGGAGCUUUGAAUAAUUUAUCCCAGAGGACCAAUACAGAUGGGCUAAAGACAAUGUCUACGUACUGAUCACCCGCCCGAGGGCUUGCUGAUGUAUACGUUUGAGGUUACUGAUGGCUACUUGACUGCACACACUGUAAUUUUGCCAUCAACUCACUCACAAACCAUCAUGGGGAGCCACAGUUUUAGUCCAAAAAAGACAAACACUGAUUUAGUAUGUGGAUGUGUGUGUUCAUGUGUGUGUGUUUGCACCCAGGUGGCCUAGAGGUCACAGAUAAAUCUGCAUCGGGAUCCAUUAAUAAUUCAUGCUGUUCCAACAGUGCUCUCGCUAUAAAUACACCCGGAGAUCUCUGCUGCCAGGGUGGCGUAAACAGCUGGGUUCAUUACUUUACUUUUAGGCAACAUUUGGGGACUUCUGAGGCAGGAGGAGGUACAAUUUCAUCAGCGCCUCAAUUCAUUUCCCUCUUCAAAUAUCAGUUGUGUUGCAAAUGUACCCCAAGUGAAUCAAACUGCCCUGCACUGCAUUAAUUUUUUUGCCACAUUCGCCAGAUGUAAAGCAAUACCCAGGUUACCGUGUGAAGGAUGAGUGGAAAGAGAGAAGCAUUUGAUCUGAGAUUCAGUGGAGUUCAGUAAGUAAGGUUAAUAAAUAAGGUUUAAGACAUAUUUACAGAGCACACACUUAUCCAUUUACUCAAAACCAUAAGCAUUUAGUCCUACUGGCAUUUCUAAAAUGAACAGAACACUUACAAACAUUCACAUACAGACACACAGAGCCAUCAAUCAUGAGGUCAUAUAAGCCUUGCCAAUAUGACACCUAAAAUAAAUACACACAGAAUGAGGCCGGAUUGUUGCAUUUGCUAACCCUGUCAGCACAGACAGAUGCUUUCUACGCUCAUUUUUGACAAGUUAAUCAAUAGUAAUUGAUAAUAGGGUACGGCAAUGGUGCUGAUAGAUGUGGUUCUUGUUUACAGUUAGUAAUGAAGCUCUUGAGUUCCUGACAAAGACAAGCUGCCCAUGUAGUCAGUGAAAAUUACCUAUUAUUCAUGUGUUCAUUUGUGUGCUUCUGGCUCUGUCAAAGUCAAAGCAAUGUAUUGCAACAGAAACAAAGAUGGCAGACAGCUAUAUAUUAAGAGCGUAACUCAAGAACCCAAUUUAAUUUCCCCAUUAGGUUGAAUGUUAUUUAUUUAAGGAGCUUGCUAGCUAAUAUGUUACUGCCAGCAUCGUUUACAACAUCGUUUAUUUCAGGGUGAAAAUUCAAUUAUUGACCACAAUAGCGAAAGCACACAAACAUUCACUGAUGUUGCAUUCAUUAUAUGUUCCUUUUUAGAUUCAUGAUGCCACUUAUCUGGUCAUUGCAAGAUUAGUUAAUUGCAUAUUUACUGUAAGUUUAAAAGUAGUCAUUGAUAUGAGAAGAAAAGGAAUCAUUAGACAUCUGUGUACUAUUUUAUUGUGAGGUCUUAAACUUAAUAUAUGAAGUGCCCUGAGAUGACUUACAGUGCCUUUAAAAAAUAUUCAUCACCCCUUUAAAAGAAGUUUUCCCUCUUCAUUGGCUCUCAGCUUUGAAUCAUGACCAAUUUAAUUUUUACUUUUAUGACAAGAAAUUACGAAAAACGACUUCUUUAUGUCAAAGUGAAAAUCAGUCUCUACAAAGUAUUGUCAGUUAAUUCAAAUUUUUAAUGUAAAAUAAGUGACUGCAUUGGUAUUCACCCAUAAAGUGACCAUGAGAAGGUUAUUGAAAAUGGGGGAGGUACCCAAGCAAAUUUCCAAAUCACUGACUAUCCCUUGGGGUGCAGUUAAACCUGUCAUUAAGAAAUGAAAGGAAUGUGGAACAUGCAGAAAUCUGCCUAGAUCGGGAUGUCCCUAAAAACUGGGUGACCAUACAAGAAAGAGGCUAGUAAAGGAGGCCACCAAGACACCUAUGAUUCCUCUGAAGAAGUUAUAGCCUUCAGUAGCUGAGAUGGGAGAAACUGUGCAUCCAGCAACUGUUGCCUGUUCUUCAACAGGCAAACCUUUUUUGAGAGAGAUGCAGAGAAAGCAAAUGUUGAAAAAGCACAUCAUUAAUCUAGACUGUAGUUCACCAGAAGGCAUGUCAGAAACUCUAAAGUCAACCAGAAGAAAGUUCUUUGGUCUGAUGAAACCAAAAUGGAGUAUUUUAGACAUGAGAUAUGUUUGACAAACAUAUAUAUAAAAAAAAACAAAAAACUGCACGUAUUCACAAACACACUGUGAAGCAUGAUGGUGGCAGCAUCAUAAUGUAGAGAUGUUUCUUGGCAGAAGAUCUAGCGGGAGAGUCAAGGUAGAGUACAACCUUAUUUCAGCAUAGAAUAGGUGAGUCCUGCAGAACAACUUGAUGCAGUCUGCAAGAGAACUGCAACUUCAGGGAAGAUAAGUUUUCCAGCAAUACAAUGGAAAAUUGAAGCAUACAGCCAAAGCUGCACAGAAAUGGAAGAAAGACAACAAGGUGAAUAUUGUGGAGUGGCUGAGUCAGAGCCCAGACUUUGUGACUGAACUUAAGUAUGGCUCAUAUUCCCUGAGCAGCCUGACAGAGCUUUCAAGUAGGCUGCAGCAGAUGCACUGUCCAGAUGUGCCAGGCUGAUUGAGACCUAUCCACACCUGCUUAAUCUUGUAAUUGCGGUAAAAGAUGCAAUUACCAAAUAGUGGCUGGAAGAGGGGAAUGCUUAUGUAAUUAAUGUCAAAAAAGCCUAAAUAAGUUGGCCAUGAUUCAGUGUUAACAACCAAUAAAAGUGGAAAAUUUUUAUUGCUUUUAAGGAGGGUGAAUACUUUUUAUUGGCACCUUAUCUUUGAUUUGGCUAGAUAUAGAUAAAAAACAAUUUGAAAUUAAAAGAGAGGACAUAUAGACAAACAUAUUUUAACAACAAAAAAACAAGUUCUUAAAAUCUUGUAUUGGUACACGGAAGCCAAUUUUUUUUAUGUUUGUUUUUCGUAAACCAAAUCUUCUGUUAGGGUCACCUAAAAGAUAUGUCCUCAGAAGUACUGGAUAAGGAGGCUUCCAGUUAUGAGACAAAUUUGAUCUGAAAUUUCUUUAGGAGAAAGUAAGUGAUGAGAUUGUUAAUACAUGUGUAUGUUAAUCACAGCCUCAGGUAAAAAUCCCGUUUGAUAGACAGCUGUGAUGAAAGAUGUAGUUUGUGCUGUGAAGUAAUAAAUAUUUAUGACUUAUUUAUAUUGCUGAAGGUUUAGAAUGACUUUCUUUGACAGUAGAAGAGUAAUUAAAACAGAGGAGACAGCAGAAAGCAUUUUCACAGUGAGACUUGGCUGGACUUACAUUUAUUUGCUAUUAAAGGAUAUGGGAGCGCAGAAGAGUGCAAUUUAUAAACAAUCAGCUUUUUGCAAAGCAAAAUUAUAAGCACACAAAUACGUAGAUAAUAUGCAUAAUAUAAACAUAUUUAAAGAUCAGUUUAUUUAAAAAAAUAUCCCUGAUAUGUUAAUAAAAAGCAGAAUUGAAAAAUGUUUUAUUAUAGUUAUUUUUCUACCUGAAGGCCUAUAAUUAAAUAUAAUUUUAAAAAGCCCUUAUGUUGCCCAUAAAAUGUAUUUCAGGUGAGAGAAAUCCAUAGGCAGUAAGAGAUUGCUUGUCAUAGUCAGUGGUGACCAUAUGUUUGCUAUGGGAAAAAAAUGGUUGCAGUAGGUGCUAGAUACAAACCAACCAUUCUCCUCAUGUCAAUACAAUGAAUAUACUUAUUUUUCUACAUUGCUGGAAUAUUACAUUUUCAUUUUAAAGUCAUUUAUCUUAUCAGUUGAAGUUGAAGUACUUUAAUUCAGACCACAUAUCAUGUGUAAAUAAGCGCCAUAAAUCAUACCUAACCAGAAUAUUGUAUUAUACUCUCUGUAUAUAACAUGCAAAUCCAUGAGGCGUUGCUGCUACUCGGUUUUUAGUGAUACAGUAGACUGACGCUAAUGUAAUACAGCCAUUCUUGUUUUAUCAUUUAGCGUCGGGCCAUCAGGGAUGAAGGAAAAUAUAAUACACACCUAUGACAUAUUACAUGUUUACAACCAUAACAAAUGAUAUGCCAUAUGUUGUUUUUAGAGACAACAGCGUCAUAAAAGGACCGACAGCACAUUUGUCUCACAGUGCCGCAGAGGCAGCCACUGGUGACUAAGACGUUUCAGCAAUGCCGAUUUGCAACCGAUCUUAAAAUGUAUGUUGGAAACUGAAAACAAUAUAGAAAAAUAGCCUGUUAAAAACUCAAAAGAUGUGAAUUGUUUAACUGUAAUUGUGGAGCUUUUGUUACCAUACAAUGCAGUGUUGGGACGGUCAUAUGUUUUUGUUGUGUUGGCUCUGUACUCUAGGACAUCAGAUUUACAAUGAAACAGUGCCUGUGGGUUUAAAGUAGAGGCUUUCAGCUUUUAACAGUGUUUGAGGGCGUUCACAUCCAUUUUAGCCGAAUGACAUACUUACUCUUAUAGGACAAUGGAUCAGGACAACGAUGCUAAACAUGUAGGACGAGGUAACAAAGGAGGUUUGUUGUGUGUUUUUACGUUCUUGACUGAAAAGUAGGCAAUGAUUUGAUUGUGCUGGAUCUACAGGAAGAAAGUAAUUUCCAAGAUGCAUUUCUGACACUGUUCUUGUCAAUUAGAUGUAAACACCCUCAAAUUAAAGCUGAGCAUCAUAAGUUCAACCUCACCGAUCACACAUAAUUGGCUCAGUACAAAGCCAACUCACAGAAAAUGUGACUGCAUUAUAUAUAUGAAUCUCUGUGCAGGUGGAUUACAUUUCCAAUUAGUUUGCUUGAUCUGAACCAAAGGUAAAAUACAUCUACACAAGACUACAGUUUGCCUCUGGUUGAUUUUUGCUUUUGAAUUUCUGAGCAAGAGCAUGCUGACUUGAGACUGAAUCGAGAUGUUCCUCCUUUAACCCUUAAAUGGUGUGUUUACAGUUGCUGGUACAAUUAUUAUCUGACUAAAACACAGGUGCAAACAUGAUUCUUGUGAAAGGUCUAUGACUGUCUGGCAAGAAUUAUUGCAUAGCUUUUAGAAUUUUAUUUUAUUUCCGACAUCUGCAGUAGCUCGUCUUGUGCUGUUCGUAUUCAGCCCGAGGAAGUACGUUGAUAUUGGGGAUUGUGUUUGCUUGACUCUGCCUGCCGUGUUUAAGAUAUACGGGGUUUGUUUAUUUUCAGAUGAUUCAACAACAAGGUCGAUCAGUCACAGAAAUCUAUCCGAGAGCCUUUUCAAACACAGAUUUGUCAUAAGCUGUGAUUAGAAAUGCUUCUGAACAGACACAGAGGGAAGAUAAAUACCAAGACACCUGGUGGCCUUCUAGAGUAGACUACAGCUGUUUUUUGCACAAUGUAUAAAGUUAAUAAAGAGACACAAAUGAGAAAGUAUUUGAAAAACAGGUAAAUAUGUAAAUCACCUUAGAUGCACAACACGACUAGAAAUAAUGCGUCUGUCAUGACUCAAACAUUUUGUUGUAUUGUGGAUCGAACAGACCAGUUUUCACCUUAAGAGCACAUUGGACAAUAUUCAGUUCUUUGGGCCUGAAAUGAACAACAGACGAUGUAAAUCUUAUUGAUAAAGUGUGAGUGAAAUUUUGUUUUCAAAGUCAAAUGUCAUGUAUGCAAAAGGAAGAGAGAUUGAUGUUGAAUUUGCAGAUAUAUGUUAUUUGAAAGUGCCCCUGCUGCAGUCUGUGAUUUUCUUUUCCUGAAGUUCUAGUCAUGCCCUGCAAGUGAAGCUCGUGCACAUAAUUGCAGGUCUUGUUAUUUUCCUCCUGUCUUUGAGGAGCCUGCUAACCACACAAGAAAUAUUCGGAAAACCACCACAGCAGACCUAGCACAUGGGCUAUUGCUUGAAACAAUAGGGCGUCUGUUUUGAUGUAUGUUGUUCUGAGACACACACACAGAAAAAAAAAAAAAUUAAAAAGAAAAAAAAAGAAAAAAUGGUUCAGAAACAUUGUGAGCAUGUUGGUAUACAAACCUUAUAACAGAUUUAACUUAGUCUGUUCUUGUGAAAAAGAUUAUUUGACAGAAAAAAAAGAAAAGUUGAAAAAAAAAGAAACAACAAAAAAAGAUAAGCACAAAUGUGUUGAUAGUGUCUGCUGUUCCUCCACAGGUGUUUAACAUUAUCAAAUAAAAAGUCAACUCUGCUGUGCGACUGAGCUCCUGCAAAACAGAGCAAUUCUCAUCAGGAGCACAUAGCUCAUGGUAUAUACUUGUUUCACCACAAAUCGCCGAGGAAAUAUCAAACGCCAUGUUGUAGGCUGUGGAAUUAUGAAAACCUGUCUGUCAUAGUUUCUCCAAUCUUUGAAUUAUACAUAGAUUUGCGUGUCAUCAAAAUGAAUGUGAAUUUUCACGCAGACAUCGGUGGUGAGAGUUGCUCUGUAUUCUAGGUGUCACGUCCUGUUGCUAUGUCUGCCUUUAGAGACAGUACAAUUCAUCGGAGAGUCUUUAGAUACAAAGCAUAUAGUCAUUUUGAAGAUGUAUGAGUACAACAAAUAAACAAGACAUUCUGUA
Amphiprion ocellaris (clown anemonefish) is the source of this 8939-nucleotide messenger RNA. It is a transcript of the gene kctd16b, whose product is annotated as potassium channel tetramerization domain containing 16b. Gene Ontology annotation, cellular component: postsynaptic membrane; presynaptic membrane. The transcript has 2 exons. Bases 897 to 2195 code for a protein of 432 amino acids. Gene Ontology annotation, molecular function: protein binding. The record is from RefSeq and is a predicted model, not a curated record. Lineage: Eukaryota; Metazoa; Chordata; Actinopteri; Pomacentridae. Gene Ontology annotation, biological process: regulation of G protein-coupled receptor signaling pathway; protein homooligomerization.